This is a messenger RNA of Drosophila rhopaloa, 1413 nucleotides long. RefSeq lists its product as uncharacterized. The coding region runs from base 575 to 1270 and encodes 231 amino acids. The transcript is spliced from 3 exons. Gene Ontology annotation, biological process: cilium assembly. The record is from RefSeq and is a predicted model, not a curated record. Gene Ontology annotation, cellular component: non-motile cilium; centriole. NCBI's taxonomy places the organism in Eukaryota, Metazoa, Arthropoda, Insecta, Diptera, Drosophilidae.
AGCCACCAGUGUUAUCGAUAACUCGACGAAAAAUUGGUUGACGAGCGUGUGGCUCAGUUCGUGUACACUUUAUUUUCAAUUGGUGAAAAUUGUUAUAAAACUAACGAGAAAAUAUGUGAAAAUAGGAAAAAGCCCAAUCCAACGCUCGAACUGUGUGUGCACAAUCGAUUUGGUGACGCCCACAACGCGAAAAGCAACUAAAAAGCAUAAAAAUAACAAAGGCGUUAGCGAAGGGACGACGGGCGAAGUCAAAUAGACGCUUCACCGAUGGUUCCAAUGCAGUUGUGUACAUUUAGCCAUUGCAACUAAUUAAUUUGACGCAAGUAAAUGCAAGUAUGAAAUAAAAAAGGCCAACGCAAAGCAAAAGUACAGUGAAAAUUGGUCGAUUGUCGGCGCACGAAGACGAACACGAAUAAGAAGAAGCGAACGAAACAAACGAGAAAGAGAAACGAAACGGCAAUUUCGCUGUAUGUGUGAGAGUGCGCGCGCGUCAGUGUGUGUGUAGGGUGGAAUAUAAACAAAAAAUUAACAAUACAAAAAUCAAGAACAAUUGCUCUACUUGGCGAAAAGUAAAAUGUCACAUUUGCCACUGGAUGCACGGGCCAUUCUACAGUAUCUAAAUGAUUUGGGCUAUAGGAAUAUAUCAGCCGAGCAACUCCGUGAAUUUUUGAAAGACUUGCGGAAGCUUAUCAAAUAUGAGGAACGUCUGGCGGAGAACGCAAAGGAGGGAAAUUUCAGGGGCCUGCAUAAACGCGGCACCGUCAGCUCGCGUGCCAAAUUAAGUGGAGAAAAGGAUAAGGAGAACGCCGCCCCUUUAUGUCCAUGUUCAUCUGCCAAGGAGAAUGAGUCCAAGACUGACCAGGAUGACGACCAGCAGCAGCGUUCAGGUGGCGGUGCUGGUUUUGCGGACUUAGCUCGCCUUUUCAAAGAGAAACUUCUGUUGGAGGCAUCCGUGCCUCCGCCGGCGACUAAGGCUUUACUUCCCGAACAAUCUCAGUCUAACGGAAAAAGACGCAGUCGCAGUAAGACUCGCCAGGAAAAGGAACCCCCAGUGUCCAGUGGCGAAUCGGAAGGUAAUGACCGUCCGAUUCAGCGCCGUCGUCGCAGCAAAUCGCAUCCGCGCAGUGCCGUUCGCCGCCGUGGCAAAUCCAGACAUUGCGAUCCAGUGGCAUUGUUUCAGUACUACCAGAAGGAAUGGGCCCAUUUCCGCAGCCAAAUCCCCGGCGAAAAUGCACACAUGCGCCACAAGCUAAUGGAUCUAAAGAAGUAAAGAUAUAUUACCGAUGCAGCUAUUACUUACUCAAUCCCGUACUUCGACCGAUUCCGCUGUUUGCAGUCAUUAUUCACAUUUAUAAAUCAUUAUUAAAAAACUUCAAAAGUCGAAUAAAAUAGAAAUUCUAAUUUGGUUCUUUA